CAUUGUAUUCUAAGUCUUUACCCUUGGCAGUGACACCAUGACACUAUGGUGGCGACAAUGGCAAUCUUGAUCACAACGUUGGUAGUAAAUUGCGUCAUUGACAACAACAAAUAGACGCGAUGGAGGCGGAAUCCGCAACAAAUGGGGAUGAGAGCAGCAAAUUGUGGUGGUGAUGACGGCGAUAGUGUCGACCGUGGCGGUGUUAAUGGCAGGACCGGUAGCAACAAUGUAGAUGGUGGCCGCAUUAAUAGCGAUGGUAGCAGGAGAUUGGGGCAGUGGAGUGAUAGCGAUGACAGUAACGACGAUGGCGGCAGGAGUGGCGACAGUGACAUGUGGGCACCAGAUCUCUUUCUCCUCGCGUGUAACUUGCUUUUUGCCUCUUUUUGCGAGUAUUGGCCGAGGCAUGGAAUGGCUAGUGGAGCAGCUACUGGGAGGAAGACCACAUGGGAUUUGGAAGCCACAUACCCAGCGAAGAAGGGAGUAGCGAAGAAGAGAGGUUCGGUUCUAUACCCGACCCAUUGACAAGCCUACAUGUGCAGCGGCGCUUCAAAGUCUUCCGUGCUCAUUCCACGUCACAAAAAAGUUCCUCCUUCCUUGGGUGGUGCUGUUGUUCUACCAUGCUAAGUGUCAAGAAACCAAUUCAACUAAAAGCUCAAACUUGUG
Cuscuta campestris is the source of this 663-nucleotide messenger RNA. NCBI's taxonomy places the organism in Eukaryota, Viridiplantae, Streptophyta, Magnoliopsida, Solanales, Convolvulaceae. The record is from the annotation of a GenBank genome assembly.